GAAGGUUUUCAAAAUUUUUAAAAGAAAUUAUUUAUGCAUUAUUUUAACCUUGCUAUAACCCGUUAUAACCGAAUACAGCAACGAAGUAGAAUAAAGCUUUUUGCAGCAACAAAGAAUUUCCUUACAACUCAACUCUUAAUAUUCGAAUAACGUUGUUGCUUUAUUUGUACUCGAAGGAAGAGAGAGAGGUAACAAGUUUUCUUCAUUUAAUUCUUAUAACUUAAUAAAUCAUGUCUUCUACUUCCCAAAAACAUCGGAAUUUUGUGUCGGAGCCCAUGGGCGACAAACUAGUCAAUGAACUUGCUGGUAUUGGAGAAGUUUUGAGCAAGCGAUUAGAAGCUAAAGGUUUUGAUAAGGCUUAUGUUGUCUUAGGUCAGUUUUUAGUUCUGAAGAAACACAAGGAAUUAUUCAUUGAUUGGAUGAAAGACAUUAGUGGUGCAAACAGCAAGCAAGCAUCUGAAUGCUAUCAAUGCCUUUCUGACUGGUGUGACGAGUUUUUGUAAUAUUUUUUUUUUUUUUUUUUGGUGGAACUGAUCAUCAUUUGUAAAUAUACUUCAAAUAAUCAUAACUGAGUAUUUUAAAUAAUGAAACAUACCUUUUUUUUUUUUUUUUUUUUCCUCUGCAGCUACUUUCAAUGUAAUAUUCAAUAAGUUAAAAUUGAUGCUCUGUCCUUUUUAGUUACUAGCAACUCAGUUCUAAAUAUGGUUGUUAUGCUGCUAAUUAUGGUAUAAUGUAUGCAAGAAACUGCCGUUUUGCACUGCAGCAUAGAAAAUAAUGAAUUAUUUUAAUAUUAGUGUGACAGUUUUGCUUUUUUUGCUUCUAUAAUAUUUUUAAUAAUGGCUCAGCAUAUUUUAAAUGUUCUGUUGCUGUUUCAUAGCUUACUUUGUUUUUGAGCUGUGUUAAAAGUUAAUGGUGAAAUAUGAAAUACUGUAUUCCACUUUAAUUAUACUAUUUAGAAUAACCACUUAUAGCAGCAUUUUUAUUUGAUGUUAUUUAAUAAAAGACCUUCCAUUCUCAAAUUUUUAAUUUUUUUUCUUAUUUUUAUUUAUUUAUUUAUUUUUGCUUUUUAAGAAAAAGCAUUUCUUUCUCCUCCCAACUGCCACAAAGUUCAUGAAUUAGGACACUUAAUUGCAACAUUAUCAUUAAAAACAUAAAAGGAAGUCAAUGAUCUGAAUUUUUUUAACACAUUAUAACGAAAAAGUUUUCUAGAACAAAUUAUGCAUUUUAUAGUACCAUAUGUUUUCUGUUAAAUCUAAUCUAAUUUUGUCAUUUUUAUUAUUCAUUUUAUGAUGCCUAUCUUGUACAGUAAAAUAAUGUAGAAACUGUGUUGGAAAGUAAAUCUUUGCUUUCUUUUAUGUAUAUGUGCACUUUUAACUAGAAAUAAAUUGAUAUUUUUAAAUUUAA
This is a messenger RNA of Stegodyphus dumicola, 1404 nucleotides long. RefSeq names its product barrier to autointegration factor (gene baf). Gene Ontology annotation, molecular function: DNA binding. The record is from RefSeq and is a predicted model, not a curated record. Gene Ontology annotation, biological process: chromosome organization. Gene Ontology annotation, cellular component: condensed chromosome; nucleus. NCBI's taxonomy places the organism in Eukaryota, Metazoa, Arthropoda, Arachnida, Araneae, Eresidae.